Molecule: messenger RNA, 615 nt
Organism: Lolium rigidum
Lineage: Eukaryota; Viridiplantae; Streptophyta; Magnoliopsida; Poales; Poaceae
Product: 40S ribosomal protein S26-like
Exons: 4
Coding region: 1-615 (204 amino acids)
Biological process (GO): translation
Cellular component (GO): ribosome; cytosolic small ribosomal subunit
Molecular function (GO): structural constituent of ribosome; mRNA binding
Source: RefSeq, a predicted model, not a curated record
AUGGUACGAGCUGAUCCCCUGUCCUUUCAGCUCUGGAUGCGCCCCAAUGCAGGUCUGAUCCUAUAUGUCGCUUCUCUCUCGCAGACGGUGAAGCGCCGCAACGGCGGCCGGAACAAACAUGGCCGUGGCCAUGUCAAGUUUGUCCGCUGCAACAACUGCGCCAAGGCAGUCCCGAAGGACAAGGCGAUCAAACGCUACUGGGUGAAGAACGUCGUGGAGCCAGCCGCCAUGAGAGAUCUGAAAGAAGCAUGUCUUUUCGAGGGAUACGUUCUUCCCAAGCUCUACGACAAGUUGCAUUGGUGCAUCGGCUGCGCCAUCCACAGGCGCGAAAUCAAGGUUCGCUCCCGUAAGGACAGGAAGAACCGCGCACCGCCGCCGCGACACUUCCGCCCCAGGGAGGAAUGGCCUGUGGGUGACGCUCCUCGUCCUGGUGGUGGUGGUGGGGGUACUGGUGGUGCUGGCGUUGGUUUCGGUGCCGGUGGUGCUGGCGGUGGUUUCGGUGGUGGUGGUGCGGGCGGUGGCUUCGGUACUGGUGGUGCGGGUGGUGGUUUCGGUACUGGUGGUGCGGGUGGCAGCUUCGGUACCGGUGCUCCAGCUCCCAUCACUGGCGCCUGA